This is a messenger RNA of Telopea speciosissima, 1817 nucleotides long. Its product is annotated as RNA-binding protein BRN1. Gene Ontology annotation, molecular function: mRNA binding. Lineage: Eukaryota; Viridiplantae; Streptophyta; Magnoliopsida; Proteales; Proteaceae. Bases 119 to 1438 code for a protein of 439 amino acids. Gene Ontology annotation, cellular component: nucleus; ribonucleoprotein complex; cytoplasm. The transcript has 9 exons. The record is from RefSeq and is a predicted model, not a curated record.
UUUGCCCUCCUGAAAGAUUUCAUUUCCAAAGACCAAGAUUUUCGAACGAGCGAAGACUACUGUGAAGAUCGAUCGGAACGAGUUGCAGAGUACUGGAAACUAAACGCUCUCGGCAUUAAUGGCAGAAGGGCAGAGAACUCCACAGUCUAGCGGAGAUGGAGAGUGUGUGAAGCUCUUCGUCGGUCAGGUCCCCAAGCACAUGUCCGAAUCUCAGCUUCUCGCAAUGUUCCAAGAAGUUGCUCUGGUAGACGAGGUCAACAUCAUCAAGGACAAGACUACUCGAACUUCCCGAGGUUGUUGUUUUGUGAUCUGUCCGUCGAGGCAAGAAGCAGAUAAGGCAAUUAGUUCGUGUCAUAACAAGCGAACGCUUCCAGGGGCAUCAAGUCCAUUACAAGUGAAGUAUGCAGAUGGCGAGUUGGAAAGGCUAGAACACAAGCUUUUUGUUGGUAUGCUUCCAAAGAACAUCUCUGAUGCCGACGUUUCUGCUUUAUUUUCUAAAUAUGGAACCAUAAAAGAUUUACAGAUUCUGCGAGGCUCUCAGCAAACAAGCAAAGGAUGUGCUUUUCUGAAGUAUGAGACAAAAGAACAAGCUCUUGCAGCACUGGAAGACAUCAAUGGGAAGUAUAAGAUGGAGGGUUCUAGUGUCCCUUUAGUUGUCAAGUGGGCAGACACAGAAAAAGAAAGGCAAGCUCGGAGGGCUCAAAAAGCUCAGGCCCACUCUUCUAAUGUGGCAAACAUUGAUUCUACACAGCAACCUUCUUUAUUUGGGGCCUUGCCUAUGGGUUACAUUCCUCCAUAUAAUGGAUUUGGUUAUCAGGCACCGGGAACUUAUGGUCUUAUGCAGUACCCCAUGCCCCCAAUGCAGAAUCAACCUGGCUUCCACAAUAUGCUUCCACCUGUAAACCAAGGAAAUGCAGUGCGUGGAAUCACACCUGAUCUUGGCCCUGGUAUGGCUCCUAGAAGUUUUGCUACAAUGCCCUCAGCUAGUUAUAUAGGCUCUGCAUAUCCAGCAAUGCCAGGCCUUCAGUAUCCUAUGGCCUAUCCUGGUGGAAUGAUGAGUCAAAGGUCAUUGAGUACUUCUCAUGGUUCUAUGCCAUCUUCAAUUUCAAAUAGUAACUCAGCAACUUCUUCAAGCGUCAGUACAAAUUCUGGGGCUCAAGUUGAAGGUCCUCCUGGUGCUAAUUUAUUUAUUUAUCAUAUCCCUCAAGAAUUUGGUGAUCAAGAGCUUGCAAAUGCCUUUCAAGCUUUUGGUAGGGUCUUGAGUGCGAAGGUCUUUCUUGACAAAGCAACUGGUGUUAGCAAAUGCUUUGGAUUUGUCAGUUAUGACUCACCUGCAGCAGCUCAAUCUGCCAUUAAUACGAUGAAUGGAUGCCAGUUAGGUGGUAAGAAGUUGAAAGUGCAGCUUAAGAGGGACAACAAACAGAACAAGCUUUACUGACAUGGAAGGUAGUUACAGAUUGGGGCAGGAGUUACUUCCAUGUACGGUAUCGCACAACUUCGGUCUUGGGGAGUGAAUCAGCCAGUGGGGUGGAUUGGAGAUAAUUAAUGAUUACAUAUAGAAUCCAUCCUGUCAUGUCUUAAGGUGGGAACUGUUUGUUGCAUUGCAGAAUUAGAAACUCAGAAUCUUGUUGUCAUUGGUGGUUCUGUGCCACGAAAAAAAAAUUGUAAUUUAUGUACCAUGGAAGUUCAUUUAGACAUUAUUUAUUAAUUUGUUGAUUUUAUUGGAAGCACAUUCUUGAUGCUAGAAUUCUGGGGGCAGUAAAAUGUAUAUACAUUGAUCUUUUGCUGUCUUUUGAAGAAUCUAUUUUAUUUGCACA